CAAAGACAAGAAUCCCAAAGAAGAGAUAUGGAGGAAAGAAGACAACACAUUUUAUCCCAAAUUUUAUUACCAGCAGCAAGAGAAAGAUUAUCAAGAAUUGCAAUUGUAAAACCAGAGACUGCACGUCAAGUCGAAGAUAUUAUUAUUAAUGCUGCCCAAAGAGGCCAAUUAGCUGAAAAAGUAGAUGAUGCUAAACUUAUCUCAUUAUUAGAACAAAUGAAUGAAAAAACUAAAAAGACAACCAUUACCGUA
Molecule: messenger RNA, 252 nt
Organism: Dictyostelium purpureum
Lineage: Eukaryota; Evosea; Eumycetozoa; Dictyosteliales; Dictyosteliaceae
Exons: 2
Cellular component (GO): nucleus; cytosol
Molecular function (GO): DNA binding
Source: RefSeq, a predicted model, not a curated record